Molecule: messenger RNA, 2480 nt
Organism: Orbicella faveolata
Lineage: Eukaryota; Metazoa; Cnidaria; Anthozoa; Scleractinia; Merulinidae
Source: RefSeq, a predicted model, not a curated record
ACGCAGGAAGUACUACUCGCAAUAAAGUGUCAUUUUUUUAACAGGAUAAAUUUCUUUUUGACUUUGUUCAAUCUGACAGCAUGCGAUUAUGCCUUUGACUUUCACACAAAGAAAAACCAAUAUAGAACUCACCUCAAAAUUAAUUAAUUGGAUGUUUUUUGUAUAUUUUUGACACCAUUUCUCAAAGAACUUCCGCACGAAAACACUGUUAAUCCUAAUUGAGUCAAAUUUUACAACCAAGUGAUUCAUAUGGUAAUAUUAGCGUUGAAAACCUUAUCUUAAUUGCGGUUACGCGAACUAAUCGCCAUAUCGAUCGCGUGCCACGUUUUUGCCUUUCCGCACUUCUAUUUCAUGUUUGCCGAAAACUUCGCCGCUAGCAUUCACUUAACGUUUGAUUCAAGUAAUCUUUAAUGGCUGCCUCUUUUACCAUCGGUUUAAUGUACAUGGCUGAAUCCUGAUGUACUGUACUUAACUGUAAAGUUUGGUUUAUUUAGAUGCCUAAUAGUCCUGGUCGACAUUUGGAGAAAGCUUGGCUACCUUGCAUUGCAGAACAGCUUUUGAAGAAAAAACAUUAGAUCAACAUUUGAGAAGAAGGUGUUAUUUUCAUCGCCGUUUUCCUCUCUACUCCAACGUUUAUCACAGCGACAGGAGCUCCAAUUCAGCUGCAUUCGGCAAUGGCUCUUGCAGCUUCCGGCUCUAGAAGGCACACAGUCGCUCCUGAACCUGGUCCCGAGUGGCAAGUAGCCAGGCAUCAGUGGGGAUUAUCUUGGCAACUACACUGGAUAGGACUGGGUCUGGCGUUUGCUUUCCUAGCCUGCAGGUCCUUGUGGGCAGUAAUUCGGUCUCCCGAUGUCAAUAGCCGUUUUGCUCGGAGAAACCUCUUCUAUGCAAUCAACUGGCUUCUGGUAGCACUGGGCACCACAAGGGGUUUGUAUCUGAUGCUUGACCCAUACGAGUCAGGAGAAAACAUCCCUAACUGCCCUUUAUGGGUGGUCAGACCUCUUUUUGGCAUCGCAUUUCCCUGCCUCAUGUCUGCAUUUUGUCUCGUACACGUUGCUUUCUUGGAAGUGGCCAAGAUUAAGCUCGUUUCGCCAAAACUCAGCAGCGUCCGUUUCAUUGGUGGCAUAAUCCUCGUGCAUUUUGCUGUUGUCGUCGUGUCGGAUACAACCACCGCAAUCGAAGCAAACAGAACAGAACUGGUAAUUGUGUGCCAGUCAUUCUUCAUAAUAUGGGGCCUUCUUAACUCAAUCUCAUUUAUUUACAGUGGGACACGAGUAGUGGUUAAAACUCGCAACAUUAGAAAUCGCAUUUGUGACAUGGAAAAGGCUGAGUGGAAUCUGCAGGUGCGUUCAGUUGAUCAAGCUGGUGCAGUAACUGAAAAGCAUGAAGAUACAGCUAAAAGUCCAAACACACUAGAAAAAGAUCGCAAUGCAGACGGUCUAAGAGUCACUUACACUGUACAGCCACCUACGUUUGGUAAUCAUCUUACCGCGGACGCUCGAGACACCCUUGGCAAACAGGAGGUCUCGAGCCAGGAACCAAAAUCUACCAAAAGAAAGAAACAUUGUAAUGCUACUUUUGCUCCCACCAGGAGAGAGCGUGCCUUGCAAAAAAUUGCCAGUAUCACAGUAAUGGCAAGUGUUCUAAGCAUUUGCUGCUGUGCUCUUCAAGUCUAUUCCUUCUUUGGAGUUUAUGGCGCCUAUUCCACGAUUGUGUCACCCAAGCCGUGGCCGUGGCUAGCAUUCCAGACGUCCUUUAGGUUGGUGGAGCUGUCCAUGGCUUUCAUGUUAUCUUACUGCGUUCUUCGCUCAGAUGCUUGUUGUACACGAGGUCUACUUACUCGGUUAGUCACCCUCAAGAGAGAAAAAAAGACUCGAACUCCUCGCAUAAAAAUAAUCCGAGUCAAAGAUCCAGUGCAGGGUGAACUUGCAUAAAAGAUGUCUACUUGAUAUGACUCGAUCUCAGUCAACCCGGAACCUAAUCCCGAGCGUACUCAACAAAGUUUUAUGUUCCGCCCGCAGGGCCAGUCCUUUACUCUUUUGUAUACCAUUUUGACCGAAAAGAUACCCCUCUCGUAUAACUUUUAUGGAAAAAAUGUGCCUCAUUCAUAACCAGCCCGUAUUAUAAAUAAAUCGCCAAAAAAAAGAAGUCUUCUCGUCAUUUUCAUGUGGUGCUUAAUAAAUUAAAUGAUAUAGCCGUAAGAUGCGUCUGUUCGAAAUAUCUUAAUAAAGGCCUUUUUAAAUAACUAAAUGACAGAUUUCCCUAUCCUUUCAUAUACAUCCACUUGUGAAAUCCCUGACAUUUUAUAUACCUGAAGCCUGAAAAAGGUGCCCCUUUCGGGCGGACCCUCCCCGUAUAGGCCAUUAUUGGGAGUACCCCCCGGAACCUAAAUUGGAUGUCUAUCACAACCACUAAAACAAUUUCUAGAGUUUACGUUAAAACAUUUAGAACCUAGCGUUACAAAGGGGCGAGCUAGUGUA